Molecule: messenger RNA, 2162 nt
Organism: Linum trigynum
Lineage: Eukaryota; Viridiplantae; Streptophyta; Magnoliopsida; Malpighiales; Linaceae
Source: the annotation of a GenBank genome assembly
ACAAGUCAUGUAUUUUCUUCGUCUUUUCACCUUAUGUGACUAAUAUGUUGUAUUUUUCCUCUGCCACUGCUGCUGUACAAAAUCACACAAUUUGCUUUCCCUUGAGGAAUUACUGGACAAACGCCAAUCUCUCCCCAGGAUAGAAAAAAACAACUCUCAAUUAUCAUCCAACCCCUUCCAUCAUUAACCAAUUCUUCCUUCCUUCACGAAAAAAAAUAAUAAAAUAAUAAAAUUUUCUCCACUCAUAAUAUUUUCACCACCCUUUUCUCACUGCCGGCGAUCUUUUCUCCCGCCGGAAAAUCUCCCGUUCCUCUGUUUGCCCAGAUUACCAACAUUUCCCGAUUUCCGGGAAACAGAGGAAGGUGACGGGAAAGGGAAACUCCUUCGAGCAUCCAUCAUUUAAUCAUAUUAUUAUCGUCCAUGGAGAUAAGAAGCAUGCAACAAAACAUCCAUCCCGGGGAGGGCUCCGGCCAAAGCAGCAACAUCGCCGGUAGGCGGACCCUGUUCGGAAAAUACGAGAUGCAGAGGUUCCUCGGGAGAGGCAACUUCGCCAAGGUAUUCAAGGCCACGAACAUCACCACGGGGGAAAGCGUGGCCGUGAAAGUGAUGAAGAAGGAACAGCUGAUGAAGACGGAAGGCCUGGCAGAGCACGUGGAAAGAGAGAUCGCGGUGAUGCACCGGAUCAAGCACCCGAACGUCGUCGAAUUGAAGGAAGUGAUGGCCACCAAGUCCAAAAUCUUCUUCGUCAUGGAGUACGUCAGGGGCGGCGAGCUGUUCGCCAAGGUGGAAAAGGGGAAACUCGACGAGGAUCUCGCCCGCCGCUACUUCCAGCAAUUGAUCAGCGCAAUCGACUAUUGCCACAGCCGGGGAGUCUCUCAUCGGGAUCUGAAGCCGGAGAAUCUGCUGCUGGACGAGAACGGGAAUCUCAAGAUCUCCGAUUUCGGACUCUCCGCGCUCCCGGGUCAGCGCUGGAACGACGGGUUGCUCCAUACCCAGUGUGGGACCCCUGCCUACGUGGCGCCGGAGGUGCUCCGGAAGAAAGGGUACGACGGGGCGAAAGCCGAUAUUUGGUCCUGUGGGGUAAUCCUCUUCGUCUUGCUCUCCGGCUAUUUGCCCUUUCUCCACGAGAAUCUGAUGAAGAUGUAUGUGAAGAUUUUCAAGGCCGAUUACAAGAUCCCCAACUGGAUUUCGAAAGACGCUAGGGAUUUGAUUUCCAGGCUUCUGGUGGUGGACACGAAGAGGCGAAUUUCGAUUCCGGAGAUUAUGGAGAAUCGGUGGUUCAAGGUCGGGCUAACGAGGCCGGUGGCAAUCCCGGCCGCGUUCCCCGAGGAGGAAGGGGAAAGGGGAUCGUCAUCGUCGGCGUCGGCGCCGCACUCGCCGCCGUUUUUCAACGCGUUUGAUUUGAUAUCGUCGAUGUCGUCGGGAUUCGAUCUGUCGAAUCUGUUCGAGGAGAAGAAGAAGCCGGGGUCGAUGUUCACGGCGAAGUGCGGGGUGCCGGUGAUCAUGUCGAAGCUGGAGACGGUGGCGAAGCAGUCGAAUUUCAGGGUGGUGAGCGACGACGACUACAAGGUGAAGAUACAGGGGAAGGCGGAAGGGAGGAAAGGGGUGCUGGCGGUGACGGCGGAGGUGUUCGAGGUGGCGCCGGAGGUGGCGGUGGUGGAGUUCUCGAAGAGGUCCGGGGACACGCUGGAGUACGAUAAGUUCUGCGAGAAGGACGUGAAGCCGGCGCUGAAGGACGUGGUGUGGACUUGGCAGGGUGAAAGCAGCGAUGAUGAAUGUCGCAAAUUAUGAAAGGGAUGAAUUAAUCUUCUCACUGCACGUUUUAGAUUUGUUGGUAAUAUGCUUAAUCACUUGCUUAGGGGUAUUGCGUGCCGCUCUACCACUCCUUGUGUUAAAGAGCUUUGCUAAUCAUUCUCAAUUAGGCAAAUAUUAAAUAUUGUUUCCAUAUGGUUUCUCACCUUGAUAAUAUGUGGUUAACGGUUAAUCUUAUUGUGUAAAGAAUAUUGUAUAAGUGAGAUUAAUUAAUUAAUGUGUAGAAUAACUUGUACCUCGAUCGUCUACUAUGCUACGAAGAAGAACUAGUGUUUCGAGCAACAAGUUGAAUUUGUAUAAUAACGUUAAAAGUACAUAUUCAGUUUGUAACAUAAAGAUUUUAAGGAAAG